This is a messenger RNA of Vespula vulgaris, 1707 nucleotides long. It is a transcript of the gene Nup37, whose product is annotated as nucleoporin Nup37. The record is from RefSeq and is a predicted model, not a curated record. NCBI's taxonomy places the organism in Eukaryota, Metazoa, Arthropoda, Insecta, Hymenoptera, Vespidae. Gene Ontology annotation, cellular component: nuclear pore outer ring. The transcript is spliced from 4 exons. Gene Ontology annotation, molecular function: protein binding. The coding region runs from base 144 to 1112 and encodes 322 amino acids.
CGCUUAGAAAAGAAUAGAAUACGUUUCUACAGAUUAUAAACAACCAUUGUUCGAAAGCCACGAGGUUUUUCCUUGCGUCUGCUUUUAAGGUUAUGCCGCUCAAUUUUGAUGCAUGUAUAGCAUUUUAUAAUUAAUGAUAAGAGAUGGAUGAAACAUUGAGUACACCUCCUACGAUUAAAUUAAAUUUAUCAGGACAAAUCUAUUGUGUAGAAUUUUCUCCUUACGAAUGGUCCCAGCAACUGAUUUGUAUUGGUUUAAAAGAAGAAGUCAUAAUUGGUACAAUCAAAUUUCAGGAUGAAGAUGAUACUGUGGAAGACAUAGCUUAUAAUUUAAUUAGAACCUUUCAUCAUGACACUAGACCAAAUGCUAUUGCAUGGAGUCCAGAAACAACCUUAAGUGUUGUUCCUAAAAUUCUUACAUUUUGUGUUGCUGGUACAGAUUUUAGAAUACGAAUGUAUAAUAGUAAUUUAAAUGAUGUUAAUAUAUAUGAGAUUUUAGAAGGCCAUAUAGAUUAUAUAAAUUCAAUUUCUUAUGAACCUGAGGGUGAAUUAUUAGCAUCAACAUCUGAUGAUCAUACUUGCAAGCUUUGGGCUGUUAAAGAAGAUCAAAAGUGUAUUUCAACAUUUCAUUUAACAUCACCUGGUAUGAGUGUAUGCUGGCAUAGUGAAGAAUCUGGAAAGUUGUUAGUUGCAGAAAAAAAUGGAUUGAUUCAUAUGUACAAUGUUAGAAAUCAACAAGCAAUUAUUUCACUUGAUGCAGGAGUACUUCCUUUAUCCUCUGCAGAUUGGUGUUCUAAUCCAUUAAAAGUUGUAUCUUUAGCAGCUGGAGAAUUACUCUUAUGGGAUGUAUCUAGGCCAAGUCGACCACUAGAAUCUGGAACACUUUAUAUUGAAGGUGGUUUAUUAAUCAAAUUCUCUCCUAGUUAUGAACAUAUUGUAGCUAGUAUUGGCAGACCUGAUAAUCUAUUAAAAGUUAGUAACUUUAAGUUAAAACAAGUUAUAUUACAUGGGAAAGUUAAAAUUGUAGGAGGUUUGUCUUGGCAUUAUAAAUAUCCAUAUAUUUGUGCAGGUAGUGAUAGAGAACUUCAUUUUUGGAAAAUAAAAAUUAAUUAAAUUUCAAUAAAAGUAUUAUUCUGAUAUUUAUAUAAAUUUAUAUUAUAAGUAAAAUAUUUUUACUUUUAAGUAAAAUAUUGAAAUGAAUAAGUGAAUAAUAUUUGUACAAUUCACACAUUUACUUUUCAGGUGUAUUUAUAAUAUAUAUGUUUCAAAAUCCGAUUUCUAUUUUUCCUUUUAUCUGUUUAAUGUAGUUUAUGCUAUACCUCAUUAGAUCUAACCGAAAAUUUAAUUAUAACGUUUUCAUUAGAAAAUUUUACAAUUAACUCAUUAGUUUUGAUAAACAUAACAAUAGAAAAAUAAAUGAAAAAGAAUAUGUAUUUAAACCUUUUUCAUUUAUUUUUUAUGGUUAGCUACAUUUAUAGAUAGGUUAGAAUCACUUACAAUCCAAUUUAAGUCUUAUGAAUACAUAAAUAAUAAUAAACUACGUACUUCAAAUUAACAAAUAAUAAAACAAGUAUUUCAAAUUAACAGAACCUUGAGGUGACUUUUUCUUUGUAAAAAAGUUUCAUUUAAUUACUAUUUUUAUAACCAUUAAAUGAUAUUUAUUACUAUAAUUUCUUGACUCAGCUGCUUUGAUAUUCUCUAUUUUAUU